ACAAGAUAGACAAUCCAUUGGGCUUACGUGCACACACCUUACAUAUCAACGCACAGAAUACACAAACACAGCAGCACGCACACCCACCCCCGGAAAGAAAGAAAUGACCCUCCUCAUCCUCGGCGGUGGCAUAAUCGGCCUCUCCACCGCCUAUUACGCCUCACAAGCCGAGCCCACCCGCCACAUCCAAAUCAUCGACUCCGCCUCGGCACUUUUUCAAUCUGCGUCGGGCUUCUCCGGCGGCUUCAUCGCCAAAGACUGGUUCUCGCCCGAGGUCACCUCCCUGGCCGACCUGUCCUUCCGCCUGCACCAGCAGCUGGCGGACGCGCACGACGGGCGCCGGAAAUGGGGGUACAGCGCGAGCCAAGCAUUCGGGGUGACGAUGGACGAGCUGGACGCGCAGGGGCGGAAGACCGGGGGGAAGGUGCGCGGGGAGGAUUGGUUGUUGAGCGGGACGAGUCGGGCGGAGGUCGCCAAGCAGUUCUCUUCUAUUGCCGGGGGGAAGAAGGAACCGGUGGAAGGGGAUGGGAGGGUGGAUGCACAGGGUAAUCCGACGUGGAUGAACCAGCCCGCGGAUUGCGUGGUGGAGGAGAUUUCCAGUGAGGCGGGAUGUGCGCAGGUCGACCCCAAGGCGCUGGUGGAGUGGCUGUUGGCGCGGUGUCGGGAGCGCGGGGUGGAGAUCCGCCUGAACACGCGCGCCACGGGGUUCGCGGUGGAUGCGGACGGGAAGAUCGAGGCGGUGCGCGCGGAGCAGCGUCUCUCGGCGUCCAGCACCCCGGUGGAGAUCACCCUGCCGUGCCGGGAUGUGGUGAUUGCGGCGGGGUGUUGGACCCCCCGGGUGUUCCAGACGCUGUUCAAGCGGAAGAUGGCGGUGGGGAUUCAUGGGCUGGCGGGGUAUAGUGUCAUUGUGCGCUCGCCGCGGUAUACGCGCUCGACGCGCCAGAAAGAUCACUCGAUUUUCUGCGCCCCGGGCCCACAGUGGGAAUUUGCGCCGGAGAUGCUGGGCCGCGUCAACCAUGAGGGGGUGGCGGAGAUUUACGUCGCCGGCCUCAACAGCGACACGAUGCCCCUGCCGGAGGUGGCGGGCGACAUCCCCAAGCUGCGCGACCCGCAACAGGUCGAGCGGCUGCGAGAGGUGGCGCGGCUGUUGACGGGCAGCACCGCGUCCACGGCCAGCGAUCUGGAGAUUGUCAGUGAAGGGCUGUGUUUCCGCCCGGUCUCGUCCACCGGAUCCCCCAUCAUCUCGCCGGUCACCGGUGCGGUCAGCAGCGCAGGAGGUAAGGUGUAUGUCGCCAGCGGACAUGGGCCGUGGGGCAUCACUCUGGCCCUGGGAACAGGCCAGAUCGUGGCAGAGCUUUUGGCGGGCGAGACCCCGAGUGCGGAUAUCAGCAAGUUGGCGCUGAAGCAGGAUGUGUCCCUGCUCAAGAGUCAGCUGUAGAUGGUUGUGUAUGUGUCUUUUAGCG
Aspergillus saccharolyticus JOP 1030-1 is the source of this 1463-nucleotide messenger RNA. RefSeq names its product NAD(P)/FAD-dependent oxidoreductase. Gene Ontology annotation, cellular component: cytoplasm; late endosome. Lineage: Eukaryota; Fungi; Ascomycota; Eurotiomycetes; Eurotiales; Aspergillaceae. The transcript has a single exon. Gene Ontology annotation, biological process: retrograde transport, endosome to Golgi. The coding region runs from base 104 to 1438 and encodes 444 amino acids. The record is from RefSeq and is a predicted model, not a curated record. Gene Ontology annotation, molecular function: oxidoreductase activity.